This is a messenger RNA of Lindgomyces ingoldianus, 490 nucleotides long. RefSeq lists its product as uncharacterized. The transcript has 3 exons. The record is from RefSeq and is a predicted model, not a curated record. NCBI's taxonomy places the organism in Eukaryota, Fungi, Ascomycota, Dothideomycetes, Pleosporales, Lindgomycetaceae. Bases 1 to 309 code for a protein of 102 amino acids.
AUGAAGUUUCUCCUCUCUCUCAUCCCAUUCACUGCUGCGUCUACCAUUCCUUACGGCCUCGCUUCAAACUAUAAUGCGGAUUCUUACUCACAGCUGCGUGCAAAACGAGGGGAGGUCGGCGAAUGCGGUGACAACCGCAUUAUUGAGGAUAGACGACUCGUACCUGAUGUUGAGAAUCUUGAUCAAGAUGUUGCUGAACUAGAAGCCAUCGAAAUUACUCAGCGCGGGAAACGAGAUAUGGAGGAUUGUGGAAAGAGUUGUUUUAUGUCGGAGGGGGAACUGUUCGUGCAUAUUUCCACUAGGGAGUGAAAUUAAUGGGGGCACUAUUUUCCUCAAGGGAGGAUGAGGAACAGGAAUAAGUGUGUUUAGAUUCCCUGAUCUUCAUGUACUGCAUCUCAUCACCUAAUGUGGAAGAUGGCAGGGGCGAUAAUUAUUUUUUGGGACAGGAAAUUUGUAUUGUGUUGACAUUCUCCCUGGGGUGUGGACUUUG